CCAAAUGUCAGUUUUGUUUAGUGAACUGACUUUUCUUUCUUACGAAACUGAUUGAUUGUAUUCUGUUCGUUCGAUCUUCAUAUUCUUCAUUUAGUUUUAUUUGAAACGGCAAAACAUUCUGGAACAACUGAUUUCCCAUCAUAAUCAUAAUGAGUUUCCCCUGAUCAAGGAUAUUUCAGUUUAAAGGGACUACAAAUUUUCUUUCACCAUAGGAAGUAGGAAUAGAAAAUUCAGAAGCACCAUGACUCGUCCUCCUAAUGAAAACUUGCCAACAGUGAAACUUGUUGUUGUUGGAGAUGGUGGUGUGGGUAAAAGUGCAAUCACUAUCCAAUUUUUUCAGAAGCUCUUCGUAACAGACUAUGAUCCUACAAUAGAAGACAGUUAUUUGCAGCAUGUGGAAGUUGAUGGACAGUGGUGCAUUUUAGAUGUGUUGGACACAGCUGGACAGGAAGAAUUCAGUGCAAUGAGAGAACAAUACAUGAGAAAAGGGGAUGGUUUUCUUCUUGUUUACUCAGUAACUGAUAAGAAUAGCUACGAGAAUAUUGUUAAUUUUCAUACUCAGAUACUGAGAGUUAAAGACAGAGAUACUUAUCCCAUGCUUCUUGUUGCAAACAAAGUUGAUCUUGUGCAUUUAAGAAAGGUAACUGAAGAGCAAGGAAGGGAAUUGGCUCAUAAGUUGGGCAUACCUUAUAUUGAAACCAGUGCCAAGGAUCCUCCACUUAACAUUGAUGCAACAUUUCAUGAGGUUGUGCGUAUAAUACGCAACCAGCCACAAACGGACAAUGAGAAGCGCAAAAAGAAGAAACUCAAGAAAUUGGGUAGAUGUGUUUUGAUGUGAAGAAGUGUAUAAUGUAACCAAUUAUUGAGCUUUAAAAUAUUUAUAUUUGUAUAAUUGUAUUUAUGGGCAUGUUAAAGCUUCAUUGUUUUUAGCCAAAGAUUUUUUUUUAGCUCAUUAUGUUUUGAAAUUUCAACAAGACAGUGUUCAAAUCGAGGGAAUUACAAUCAUGUACAAUGAUUGCCUUCAACAGUGAUAUCUAAUGUGGUUUCAUUGCUGAUAAUGGUUGUGAUUGGAUUUAUUUCCAAAUUUUUUUAUGGAAGUUGUUGAAAUUCUGGAAAUUUUUUACUUAGCUGUGUUAUAUAUCUGUGAAUUAAUCCUUAUUGUUUCCCAUAUGCUUCGUUGAAGAAUUGAUUGUACGUUUAAAAGAAUAUUGAUUAAUGAUUGACAAUAAUCGUGACUACCCCAAAAUGUUUUUAUCGAACAGAUUCAACAUUUCAACCUUCGAUAUCUCAGUUGCACAAAAAUUAAAAUGAUUCUGAUCAUUGUUUGUAUACAUAUUUUUCAAUGAUGUUUUUGAAAGUAUGGAGAAUAUUGUACUCCUGUGAAAUAUGUAACUGUUGGUAGAAUGACAAAUAAACUUUUGAGAAGA
Messenger RNA from Coccinella septempunctata (seven-spotted ladybird), 1427 nucleotides. Its product is annotated as ras-related protein M-Ras-like. The coding region runs from base 242 to 838 and encodes 198 amino acids. Gene Ontology annotation, biological process: signal transduction. The record is from RefSeq and is a predicted model, not a curated record. Gene Ontology annotation, molecular function: GTP binding; GDP binding; GTPase activity. The transcript is spliced from 5 exons. Lineage: Eukaryota; Metazoa; Arthropoda; Insecta; Coleoptera; Coccinellidae. Gene Ontology annotation, cellular component: plasma membrane.